AUGGAUGAGGCAGCGGCAUUAAUGGAUUACGCAGGAUUGGAACCUCAAGGCCAUCCACCUGGUUAUGGUCGCAAGAGCCGAAAGAAAACUUCAGAGAACCAACUGUCCACUAAUGCAGGAAUGGGUUCAGAUUCAGAAAAUCAAAAUUCUCAAGAGAGUACGAGCAGUAGCAUUUCCGGCAGUGAUAGCAGUGGUGUCAGCACGGCUAGCGAUGGUUUAGUUAAAAUGACUGCACUGAAUCGAGAAUUGCGUGCACUCGAUUUUGAUCACCCCGGAAACGCGGUUGCAUUGCCAUCUUCAUCUUUAAUCUACUCAUCGUCCAGCACUGAUGGUCGACGAAGAUCCACUCGUCGUCGGGACCAUUCGAAUAAUACGUGUUACACGCCACAUCACGAUGAGUUUGGUAACUUUGUCAAACCUGAUGGAUCAACCGUCAAACUAUGUGACUGUUUGAAACCUUCUUGUCCUGGCUGCCAUUUUCCAUGUAAAAAGUGUGGUUCUCGGAUGUGUGGACCAGAAUGUCAGAGAGGACGUGAUUAUGUUCUGUUAAAAAUUGGCUGCGAUGCGCCUGCACCGACAUAUCAUCCAUACUUAGAACAAACCCUAUAUAAAACCAAAUGUACCAUUCAUUCAGAUUUAACUAAUCAGUAA
Anisakis simplex (herring worm) is the source of this 651-nucleotide messenger RNA. The record is from the annotation of a GenBank genome assembly. Lineage: Eukaryota; Metazoa; Nematoda; Chromadorea; Rhabditida; Anisakidae.